AGCUCUUGGUGCUUCUCCGCUUUCUGAUAUAGAGCGAGAGUAAACUGUCAGCGCUUUCAAAAUAGAGAGCACUGAGAUCCCUUUCAGACGCUUGAGCAUCUGAAUGAAAGAUGCCGGAAGAAAGCACCGUUGUCCACGAUUUGUUGCCCCAUGAGCGGGACAACACAAAGGAGAGUCAAAUUUUGCUUUGGAUUUGGAACUGCUUGGGAGAAAACAGUUGCUUCGAUUUUGAUCAGUAUGUCAGAGACGGAGUCUUGUUUUGCAGACUUAUGAACUACAUCAAGCCCAAUUCAGUUCCGGGCCAGAUUGUAAGUGGCGGUAAUCUGCGCCAGAAGCGUGACAAUAUUAACAAGUUCCUAAAAGCCGUUCAAGCCUAUGGAGUGUCAAAAGAACUUCUGUUCGAACCCGACGACCUGUUGUUGCUUCGGAACUUACCCAAAGUAACCCGCUGUAUGUUCGCACUCGGUAAAAAAGCUGAAGCAGACUCAUCUUUCAAGGGCCCCUACCUAGGGGACGAACCAUACGAGGCGGCAAACAAAUCUGGAAGGCGACGAGGAGGUCUACCUGUUGGAGAUGACAUCUACAUUGCGCACGUGAAACUCGAGAACGUUAUCAAGCAGCUCCACACUCCCCCCAAGAAGAUCAUUGAUUUUUACAGGCCGCUGAUUUUCUAGAAGAGCCUGUAAAACGAAACUACUGUACUCGCGAUAAAACAGACGACACUUUUAAAAAAUCUUAGCUAAAAUAUUACUCACUGCAGGCUUUAUGUGCUUUUCACAUUGAAAAGAAAAAGUUAAACCUUUUUUUUCGUAGUGAAAUAAAAAAUAAUAGCGUUUAAUUGCACAAAAUUGAAUUUGGAGUAAUCUGCAAUUAUGUGAAAUUAAACGUCAUUAUUUCUUACUUUGAUUUUCAAGCACAAAGGCAUUUAUUCAACUUUAUUUUUUCGUAUUUUUAAAUUGACGCAUGUACGCCUGUUCUGGAAAUAAACAAUAUUCGAAGA
Messenger RNA from Uloborus diversus, 1000 nucleotides. RefSeq names its product muscle-specific protein 20-like. The coding region runs from base 111 to 674 and encodes 187 amino acids. NCBI's taxonomy places the organism in Eukaryota, Metazoa, Arthropoda, Arachnida, Araneae, Uloboridae. Gene Ontology annotation, molecular function: protein binding. The transcript is spliced from 4 exons. The record is from RefSeq and is a predicted model, not a curated record.